Phasianus colchicus (ring-necked pheasant) is the source of this 725-nucleotide messenger RNA. Lineage: Eukaryota; Metazoa; Chordata; Aves; Galliformes; Phasianidae. The record is from RefSeq and is a predicted model, not a curated record.
AACUACAGUUAUUUCUUUACAGGUGCUGUUGAUGGAGUGAUGAAUGGUGUUGUCUAUCAGGAAAGCAAUGGUCCAACAGACUGCUAUGCUGCCAUAUCACAAGUAGAUCGACUGCAGUCAGAACCAGAGAGCAUUCGUAAGUGGAGAGAGGAGCAAAAGGAGCGCCUUGAGCAGCUUGAUGCUAACUCAAGAAAACAGGAAGCAGAAUGGAAGGAGAAAGCAAUAAAAGAGUUGGAGGAGUGGUAUGCCAGACAAGAUGAAAAGCUCCAGAAAACAAAAGCUACCAACAGGGCAGCUGAAGAAGCCUUUGUGAGUGAUGCAGAAGACGUUUUUCCAGGCACUGAGUGGGAACGCGUGGCUCAGCUCUGUGACUUUAAUCCCAAGUCUAGUAAGCAGGCUAAAGAUGUAUCCCGCAUGCGUUCAGUCCUCAUCUCGCUCAAGCAGGCUCCGCUGGUUCGCUGAAGGAAAGCACAAUGGAAACACUACAGAUGCAAUAUCUUAACCUUACUCAGAGAAGCUAUGUUUGCUGUAAUUGGAUUAAUUGUUUCUAUGUUUUCGUUGGACCAAACAUGAUGUAUCUAGAGCUGAUCAUUGUUUGAUUGCAUGUUCUUCCUCAUGUUGUCUUUGUUUUAAAUGAGAGAACCUCCUGAACUGUAGUCUGUGCUAUUUGCACUGAGAAGUCACUUCCAGCGUAACUGAUAUUAAAAAUGUGUUAAACUGCAAAA